Molecule: messenger RNA, 3667 nt
Organism: Cuscuta epithymum
Lineage: Eukaryota; Viridiplantae; Streptophyta; Magnoliopsida; Solanales; Convolvulaceae
Source: the annotation of a GenBank genome assembly
CUAGGAAAAAGCCAAAAAGUACUGCAAAUCAUACAGUGGCCAUUUUUAUUCUGCUCCUGCCUCCCUUGGAUGAUUGUUCGGUACUUCGCCCAUAUAUGUUACAACCUGUAAUAUACUCCAUAUAUAUAUAGACAUAGAGAUAGACUGUGUCUGUGUGCGGGAGAGAGUACAAAAUACGGAGUAGCAUUCCGUGAUUUGAUUCCUUCCCGAUAAUACUGUGAGUAAAGAUCUUAGCUUUUCCAUUUUCACUUUCACUUCAUUGUCUACAAUUUGCUUGAUUUAAAGUUUUGAUUCUUUGCUUCAGCUGCUUAGUUCAUCGAUGCAUACUCAAAACCAGUUUUCUAGUGUACUCUAGCUAUACAAGUAGGCAUAUUUUCACGUUCAAAUUAGACGGAGACUGUUGGAUCUGCUAAGUUGGACUAAUGGUGAUUAAGAAUAAGUAUCAUUGUUUUAGUGUGUACCCAUGACUUCAAAUGCAAUCUGUUUGUAUUAGUUGGGUGUUUUGUGUGAUUUAUGCCUUCAUCUAGCUCAAUUGGAGGUACCCUUUCGCUUUCUUGAGAUGGUAGGAGUUCUUUUGUACUUUGAAGCAUAAUAAAAAAAAUCCCUCUCGAUCUAGGAACUACCGCUGAUCCACCACAGAGCAGAGUGCAACAGUUAAUGCGUAGCAGUAGCCCGUUAUUAUGUGCUCAAACAAUUUUGGUGUGUACCUCUAUAAUUUGACUGUGUUGUGGAUGAAUCAGAGAUGUAACUGUUGAAGUCAAAGAGUCUGAAGAGACUAGACCUUCUAUCUGCAGAAAUGGGAACGCCAAUGGCUGUUGGCCUUCUUGUUGCAUAUCUUAUAUUGGGUGUGCUGGAUCUUGGCAACGCUGAGAUCUACAUUGUGACAGUUGAAGGGGAACCUGUGAUAAGUUAUAAAGGUGGAGUCGAGGGUUUCGAAGCCACAGCUUUGGAGGAUGGUGAGAAACUCGAUGGAGCAAGUGAACCUGCCUUAUCUUAUGCACGACAUUUGGAAAAGAAACAUGAUAUGCUUCUUGGAUUGCUAUUUGACCGAGGAACCUACAAUAAAAUCUACAGUUAUCGCCAUCUGAUAAAUGGCUUUGCAGUUCAUAUCUUGCCUGAGCAGGCAGAAAUUCUUAGACACGCUCCUGGUGUGAAAUCAGUUACAAGGGAUUGGAAGGUGAAAAGGCUAACAACCCACACCCCUCAAUUCUUAGGGCUUCCCACUGGAGUCUGGCCAACUGGAGGUGGCUUUGACAGGGCCGGAGAGGAUAUUGUAAUAGGCUUUGUGGACUCUGGAAUUUAUCCACACCAUCCCUGCUUUGCAAACCACAUUGGCGAACCCUAUGGACCUCUUCUAAAAUACCGAGGAAAAUGUGAAAAGGAUCCAAUUACAAAGAGGAACUACUGUAAUGGGAAAAUUGUUGGAGCUCAGCAUUUUGCUGAAGCUGCUAAAGCUGCCGGUGCAUUUAAUCCUGAAAUUGAUUUCGAUUCUCCUCUUGAUGGUGAUGGGCAUGGAAGUCACACGGCGGCCAUUGCAGCUGGAAACAAUGGAAUUCCUGUCAGAAUGCAUGGAUUUGAAUUCGGAAAAGCAAGUGGAAUGGCUCCCCGUGCAGGAUUGCUGUGUACAAGGCGCUCUACAGGCUAUUUGGAGGAUUUGUUGCAGAUGUGGUAGCUGCUAUUGAACAGGCAGUUCAUGAUGGCGUUGACAUUCUCAAUUUGUCAGUGGGCCAAAACAGUCCUCCAACAACUACAAGAACCACCUUUCUAAACCCUUUUGAUGCUACACUUCUUUCAGCAGUCAAAGCUGGAGUAUUUGUUGCACAAGCAGCUGGUAAUGGAGGUCCUUUCCCCAAAACAUUGUUGUCUUAUAGCCCAUGGAUAGCGUCUGUAGCUGCUGCAGCGGAUGAUAGGAGAUAUAAGAAUUAUUUGACCCUUGGCAAUGGGAAAAGAUUGUCUGGCAUUGGGUUAUCGCCUUCUACACAUCCAAACCGAACAUUCACCAUGGUUGCUGCUAAUGAUGUUGUUUUGGAUUCUUCGGUUGCCAAAUAUAAUCCUUCAGACUGCCAGAAGCCCGAACUUUUAAACAAAAACUUGGUGCAGGGAAACAUUCUUCUUUGUGGUUAUUCAUUCAAUUUUGUUGUUGGUACAUCAUCAAUUAAAGCUGUCGCAGAAACAGUGAGAAGUCUUGGUGCUGUUGGAUUUGUUCUUGCUGUUGAGAAUUCUACACCAGGAACCAAUUAUUAUCCUGUUCCUAUUAGAGUUCCUGGGAUUGUCAUAACCAAUAAGAAGGAUUCGAUGGAGCUUAUAAAUUAUUACAAUAUGUCCACUUCAAGAGAUUGGACGGGGCGUGUUAAGAGCUUUAAAGGGACAGGAAGCAUUGGGGAUGGUUUGAAGCCUAUACUUCAAAGUGCUGCACCACAAGUGGCAUUGUUCUCUGCUCGAGGACCAAAUAUCAAAGAUUUUAGCUUCCGAGAUGCUGAUCUCCUCAAACCCGAUAUACUGGCUCCUGGUUCUCUAAUUUGGGCAGCAUGGGCUAUUAAUGGAACAGAUGAAGCAAAUUAUGUUGGUGAAGGAUUUGCUAUGAUAUCUGGAACCAGCAUGGCUGCUCCUCAUAUAGCAGGAAUUGCUGCACUUGUGAAGCAGAAGCAUCCUCACUGGAGCCCUGCCGCUAUUAAAUCAGCUUUGAUGACAACAUCAUCAACUAUUGACAGAGCGGAGAGGCCACUUCAAGCACAAGAGUAUUCUGCUUCUGAAACCAUGACACUGGUUCAUGCAACACCUUUUGAUUAUGGUAGUGGCCAUGUCAAUCCUAGAGCAGCCCUUGAUCCUGGUCUUGUCUUUGAUGCAGGCUAUGAAGAUUAUUUGGGAUUCUUGUGCACAGUCCCAGGAAUUGAUCCUCUCGAGAUAAAGAAUUUCACACACUCUGCGUGCAACUACACUCUUGGCCACCCAUCAAAUCUCAAUAUGCCCUCAAUCACAACAUCUAAUCUUGUUGGGACGCGAACUGUGUCACGUUCAGUGACAAAUGUUGCUGAAGAAGAAACAUAUGUCAUUACUGCAAGGAUGGCACCGGAUGUCGCCAUUGAAACAAACCCUCCUGCAAUGACAUUAAGGCAUGGUGCAACACGCAAAUUUACAGUGACUCUGACUCCCCGCUCAAUCACUGGACGAUACAGUUUCGGAGAGGUUACACUGAAAGGAAGCAGAGGGCACAUUGUCAGGAUCCCUGUUGUAGCACUGGGUUGUCACGCUGCUAAACUCCGGUAGUUUGUCUAUGUUAUUCCACUUCACGAUAUACUAUGUUGUAUUCUUUGGAUCUGUGAGAAUAAGCUGGAGUUACUUUGUCAAGGCGUAAAAUACAGUUUUAUAAAUGAUGUAAAGAUGGCUUAGCCUGAGAGGAUGGAGAGGCUCUUAUGUUCUUCCCAACAAAUGAUUUGUGUGCGAAUUUCAUUGUGCUCCCCCUCUAGGAGUUGCCCUGGUUGGUUCCUAGUUUUUUUUACUACCUUUAGACUGGGAAUGGCUUGUAUGUUAAGAUGUAUCUUCCACCUGUGUAUGAUUGAGAAGUAUUAUGCACCUUCUUUGUAAUCUGUGAACAUUUGUACACUAUCCUUCAUUCCUAACUUCCUAUUGCUAUAUUGGACACUGACCUAUUGUUUUUAAUCCAGAA